Molecule: messenger RNA, 1406 nt
Organism: Macrobrachium nipponense
Lineage: Eukaryota; Metazoa; Arthropoda; Malacostraca; Decapoda; Palaemonidae
Gene: Dph1
Product: 2-(3-amino-3-carboxypropyl)histidine synthase subunit 1
Exons: 4
Coding region: 144-1397 (417 amino acids)
Biological process (GO): protein histidyl modification to diphthamide
Molecular function (GO): 2-(3-amino-3-carboxypropyl)histidine synthase activity
Source: RefSeq, a predicted model, not a curated record
UUGUCAUCUGAACUCUGCAUUCUUCUUCUUCUUUCGAUAUUGACAAUGUCAAUUUGACAUGUGGGUGUCUUAUGCGACUCUAUUCCCGACAGUGAUAGGUAUCCUCGAUCUCAGCUAAUAAAAGGAUUAAAAGGGAUCUUAAAAUGGAAGAGACAGGUGAAGGUAAAGAAGUAGUGAUUGCAUCAAAAAAAGAGAAAAAAGUGUUCCGUCCAGCAAGCCAUAUUAUCAGAGGAGUUCCUGCAGAGAUUGAAAAUGAUCCUAAACUUAAGAUGGCCAUGGAUGUUCUACCACAAAAUUACAAUUUUGAAAUUCCUAAGACAAUCUGGCGAAUUCGACAAGCAAAUUCUAAACAUGUGGCACUUCAGUUUCCAGAGGGUCUAUUGCUGUUUGCAACUGCAAUUGCAGAUAUCAUUGAAUCAUGGACUGGUGCUGAUACAACUAUAAUGGGGGAUGUUACAUAUGGAGCAUGUUGCGUAGACGAUUUUACUGCUCGUGCUGUGGGUGCAGACUUUAUGGUUCACUAUGGGCAUUCCUGUCUGGUUCCAAUAGACCAAACAAGCUCAAUUCCUUGUCUGUAUGUGUUUGUUGAUAUUCAGUUUGAUACUGUCCACCUUCUUGAAAGCAUCAAAGCUGUUUUUACUAGUGAUGUUCCUUUAGCAUUAGUGUCUAUUAUCCAGUUUGUCAGCUCUUUACAGAAAGUGGCUCAGGACUUAAAAAGUAGUGGUUAUAGUGUUUGUGUGCCUCAGUGUCGACCUCUGUCACCAGGAGAAGUACUUGGAUGUACUUCACCUCCAGUACCAGAAGGGCAUACAAUCAUUGCUCUUGGUGAUGGUCGCUUUCAUUUAGAGUCCAUCAUGAUUUCUAAUCCUGAUAUUCCAACAUAUUUAUAUAACCCAUAUUCUAAGGUUCUUUCACGGGAGUAUUAUGAUCAGCCUCUUAUGAAAAAGAUUCGCAAAGAGGCCAUUGAUAAAGCAAGUGAAUCCAAUAAAUGGGGCUUAAUACUGGGAACACUUGGCAGACAAGGAAAUACCAAAGUUAUGGAAAAUCUUAAAAAACAGUUAGAAGUCGCAGGAAAAGAUUUUAUUAUUGUCCUGAUGUCGGAAAUCUUCCCGGCUAAACUGAAUGCCAUGAAAGAUGUGGACGCUUGGGUUCAGGUGGCUUGUCCAAGACUCUCCAUUGACUGGGGUGCAUCAUUUUCUAAGCCGCUGCUUACACCUUAUGAAGCGACUGUUGCCCUAAAGCAUGCAGAGUGGCAGGUAAAAAAUUAUCCCAUGGACUUUUAUGCAAAUGAAAGUUUAGGUGAGUGGACACCAAAUCAUAAACCACCUUGUCCUUGUGGGUUUACAAGGAAAACUGGAUGCAAAGGACCAAAGUGUGAGUCAAAAAUUAAAAUAUGAGCUACUAGU